AUGGCAACCAAUAAUUCUUUAUGGGCAAUGGAGAAGACUAAGGCAUCGAUAAAAGAACAAAAUGGAGUUACGUCCCUUGAUCCGAUGACAACAUUGCAAGUGGAAGUGGUGAAAUUAUCAAAGCAAAUAAAUGACAUGAGAAUGGGUUCUUUAAGUCAAGUGGCCGCUAUCCAAAAUCCAUGUGAGCAAUGUUGUCAAGUUGGGCACCUUGUUACAAAUUGUUUCUUAGGAGGAGUAAAUGAAGAGCAGAUUAAUUUUGUGGGGUUUCAACAAGGAAGUGUGGGGAAUAAUCCCUAUUUUAAUACAUAUAAUCCAGCUGGAGAAACUACCCGAAUUUUUCAUGGUCUAACAAUGUAA
Dovyalis caffra is the source of this 357-nucleotide messenger RNA. The record is from the annotation of a GenBank genome assembly. NCBI's taxonomy places the organism in Eukaryota, Viridiplantae, Streptophyta, Magnoliopsida, Malpighiales, Salicaceae.